UAACAUCCCUCCUGCCUGUUUCUCAUUCCAUUGACUUCACUCAGUGUUGUUACCACCUAAUAGCAAAGCCACACUUUGUAGGAGUGAAGUUAAACUACACUUAUCUUAAAUAUUUAUCCAACUAAAACCAUUCAGCUUCAAUAACGACUGCUUCUUUGCUAGUGGUCUUAUUUAUUGCAUUAAAAUUAGCAUUGUCUGUAAGAAUGCUGGGGAUUUCUAUUUUACAAGUCCCUUAGAUGUAGUCAAAGGCCUGUCAUCACACAAACAUCUAUUUCUGGCAUGCAACAGGUGGUAACAAGCACACUGAGUUCCUCACUGUACUAAACAAAUCAACAAAGCAUCACAAGGGCCUCUGGACGAGCCGUGGGGAUGGAGCAUGGUGCUUUAGGUUGUGGCAUGUUUCCCUUCAGCCCGACUCUUUUUUUCCCCCCUCAUGUUGUGCUAAACAUGGACACCAAGAUCGUUUGGCUUUAGGGUCCGGGGUUUAUGGAAGGUGGACAACGCAAAAACCUCCCUGCAUGUAAUGAGAACUGCUGUUGUGUUCAAACGAGGCUUGGUCCAACAGUCCAGAAAGCUUCCUAAAUGCUUCUCUAACGUACUCACCUUUAAUACACCCUUCCUAUUCCCUCUGUUGACCUACUAUUAUGAAAGAUAGCAGAUAAUAAUGUAGAAUAAUCUUGACGUUGCACUGACUAAAAGAUAAUGUUUAACAGAUGUGAUUAUAUCGUUUUCAAAUGUUUUGCAACCUUAUACUUCCUACAACUUAGUCUCCGAGUCAUGUUUUCUUAACCCUCUGAGCUCCAAGCAAUUUCUGUGCAUUUGUUUUCUUUUGGGCUCAUUUUUCACUGCACCAUAAACUCCUCGUCUGUGGAAGCAGCGCAACCGUGGCGAGAAGUAAAGAGAACUCAGAACCCACUUCUGUGUAGUUUGACACAGAAUGCCAUAAAUCAAAAAAAAUUAAAUUUUUUUUUUACAUUUAGAGCAUUUUUUUCCAAGUGCCCGUAGAUCUUACCAACAUUUGGGGGAAAAAAACUGGUGACUCUACAUAUAAAUUUUGUAAUGGAGUUCAGAGGGUUGAAUGAUAAAGCUGGAUAUAUUCUAUUUUUUAUUGUCAAUAAGUCCCAGUCAGCCCAAAACCAACAAUGAACUGAUCCGAUUAAUGAGUAUUUUCUGAUAUAUCUCGUGUCUUCAUGUGAUAGAGUUGCAUUGUUGUCCAAAAAUUGUUAAAAACACGUCAGUGAGUCAUACUGUUGCACUUUUGGGUGACAAUAGAAUAUAAAUCAACUGUUGUUUAUUUUGUCUCAAUUCCGCCAUUCUGCUCCCUGAAAUACUGACAUAGUGAAUCAAUCUGCAGCUGAAAAGAAAACAUACACUGUUAACCCAAUCCAGACUACAGUGUAUAAAAUAUCUCAGGCUUUUCUGUGAAUGAGAAUACCAGUGUGCAACUUUUACUGUAGAGUGACACAAAUGGCAAGUUGACAUGUGCGAUAAUGGUAAAUACUGACACACAAUGAACAGUAGCACUAGUAGGUCAGCAAUGUGACUAAUGUGAAAACACAGCUAUAUCUAUCUACAGCGAACUAGCUCAUUUUACCCACCACAAGCUACCAGUUAUACCCAACCAGGCAAGACUGUAUAAGAUGAAGGAAGUGUGUAUUAUACUGUAUGCGGCUUUUGAAUUUAUCUUUUUACCUUUAAGAACAACCCUGUUAGCAUGUUCACAGAAUCUAGAAGCCACAUAUUGAAUGACAUAAGCCGUCAACAUCAUGGUUAAGCAUUUCCGCCUUGAAGGUGCAGUGUGCUGAUGAUGGUCUCAGAAACAUGGGUUCAGACUUAGGUAGUUUCAUACAUGACAAAUGUAAAGAAUUAAGUCUUUUAGCUUGCAGGGUUGGACUUUCUGUAUCGUUAUUCUUCAGAAUUGGUGUUCUGUUCAAAUGUGUAUUGCCGAAUUAAUCCAAUAUUGCAACCUGCCAUUGUGUAGCAUAGAAUAGUUUCAAAGUGUUUGAGCAGAGUCGAAGGUGAGCUGGUGUGCUUGAGCUACAGUGGAUGCAGCAAGGGUUGGUCAAAGUUAGAAAUGGAGACUUCUCAGAUCUGCAAAUUCUGGAAUAAACAAUGUUGUAGAGUUACUCCUAAGUCAUUUCGAGACCAUAUUUACAUGAAAAAUGCCUCUACAUGUGUAACUUUUAUACACAAGGAUGAUUUUUGAGGUAUUUAAUCAAUAACCAGAGAGAAACUUUAAAGCUUCAUAUCCUCAGUAGGAUCAAAUGAGCUUGGGGCUGUGCAGCACAGACAGGGUGGAAGAGUGAGAAAAUGGAAAACACACCAGUGUCUGUAAGAUCGACAACACAGACGGCAAGUGUAGAAUAACAUCAGCCAGUAUUUCACCUGCUUCCAAUGUAGUUGCUGCUGUGGGUUUUCCUCAGCAUAGACUCAGUCUGUUGCAGAGGACUGGUGCAGCAAACAGUUUUACUUACACCCAACCACACAAACAUUUAGCAAAAAUAAACAUGUGCAGAGCAGCACUUAGAUUUCUCACACUGACGAAAGACUCUACUUUUCAAGAAUGACCGACAGACUAUCAUAUCUCGUCUCUCACUUCUGUGAUUAGUCUGUGUCUCUGGGUUCCAGUACAUUACUGUACAAGCAAGGAGAGGCUGAUCAGACAAUAUUUAACAGUCAACCCAGCCUGACACUGCCUCACCUCUCCCAUCAAGCUGAGCACGACACACCAUGACUGCAAAGUCCUUUGAAAAUCUUUAAAAUCAAUUAUAAUUCCUUUAAUAGUACAUGUAUUUCUGAAGUGCACUGACAGCAAGCGCAGUUUUCAAGCCAUGCUGACAUAAUCUUUUGUGGUUUUAAGAAAAUGAGUCUUUUGAGACUAAUGGCUUACGACACCCAAUGAUUCAUGAGAAUAGAAAGUUUCCUGGCUUUUUUGUCUUUUUGCCAGUGUCAGUCAUGGGUUAAUUUGCCAUCACAACUUAUUCACCAUGAUGAAUUUAAAUUUAGAAUAUGUUUAUCAGUAUCAGAACUGCACUCCUGACAUUGUGUACACAUACAGCUGUUAACUAAAGCUCAGUCAACCGGUAUAAUACAUUCAACUAACUGAAUCUAAGUGUUGUUUCUGCAUCCACCUGCAUGUGAGACAGUGUGUGUAAGUGCACCUCUAUAUGGCAGUGAUGAUCUCCCAUGGCACUGAAACCACAGUGAUUAAAAAUCAAUCCGUCCUGAUGUGAGUUCUGAGCCUGUAUGAGAAACACACAGUUGCCCUCUGAAAGCGCCUGUUCAUCUACUUCGUUUCUGAGCAAGUUUGUCACAAUGCUUGUGUGGUAAUCAUAGCCACAGGCUUCAGGAAGUAAGCCACAAGAGGAAAAACACCAACAAACAGUACGAUAAGCGAGAUCUGUACUUUAGACAGUAUUAAUUAGUAAUUAAUUUUUUUUUCAAUCUACACAGACGGUGUCUACGUCAGUGCUUCCUCGCCUCAUACCUCACCUGACUUUCCACCAAAUGCAAAGCAUCCAUGCUUAAUGAUGAUGGGUUUAUUGUUGCUAGCAUAAACACUCACUUCCCCCAGUACGCACUAAAACCCCACCCUGGUUUACACUACCAGUCUCUUCCAACUCCUGCUGUUUGUUCAGAACGUUAAUAGUUAGCCAAAUCAAUACACGCUGUUUGUCGGCAGCCCUGCCUCAUCCCGAGUCUCAUACUGUCACCUGAACUCUGGAUGCUGAAUCAGUCACAAUGGCCUCUUUCUUUGCUCGAUUUUUCCAAGAAAAUGAAAUGAUUGAGCAGAAUUAAGGAUGUCUUUUAGGAAGUCAUUUUGAGAGAUGACACCCCUCUCAUACCCUCAAGUUUCAUUCACAUUAUGUAUAGACACCCGAAGUGUGUGUGAAGGCCUUUUUUUAUAGCUACGGCUACACCGUUUUUCCAAGAAGUCUGUGACUGAAGGUUAUUUUCCAAAGCUCAUCUAUUUUUCCUGCUUCGGAUUGUCUCCUCAGUGUCUGGUUUAAAGAGAAGGCUGGGAAACGGCAGCAGAGGAAAGGUGGGACUCUGAAUUCCAGUGUGCAAAUGUGGGUUACACAUUUGCUUCAUUUGGCAGGAGUCAAUGAAAUUCAAACUGCUGCCCACCUUCUUGACUGUUGAAGUAGUUUUCGCCAAGAAUAGUAGCAGGACAUGCACAUCAAUUGUUCUUCAGAGCGCUGCUAAAAUAGGCGCUGUGAGCCCUGCAUGUUUCUCGCCUGUUAACAGACAGUGAUCAAGUAUCAAGACUACAUGAAUGGUCUCCAUACCAAGGCAGGGAGAGACGCCUUCAUACCUCCUGUGCCUUCUGUGCCUGAAAAUCAACAGUAAUCAGAGUUUCUGAUACCUUUAGUUUGGAUUCCAGCUGGGGUUUUUUUAUACAUAAAAUAAGCAAAGAAUUAUUUACCGUUUAUUUGUCCAACCACUUCACUCUGCAAUUUUAGCUUUGGCCUGCGACCCAGUGCAGACCCUGUCAAGAUUGAUGGUGUUGUUUUGCAGACGGAGGUAACUGGAGGUUAUGCUCACAUCUGUUCUCUGUAACUCAAUCGCUUGGUCAGAGAGCAAGACGGACUCAACGCAUACCUCAACAAACUGAGAACACUAUAUUUUUCUUUCCUUUUGUUCGGACCUGUUCUUUUUCUCCUCGGCUUCUCACUUUGCAGCUGCAGCUUUGUUUGUAUUAGAACUCCACUCCACAAAGUAAACUUGCUUCAUUCUUUGCUGGUCGUAAACAGGCCAAUUACAAGGCACUCAGACCUGGACAGCAAGACAUACACACUCUGCACACAUACUUACUAGGAGGAGUAAGCAGGGGAAAAAAAAGGAAAGCGCUACUGGCAUUAUAAUAAAGGACUUGUUGGCCAGGGUUACUAGAGGGCAAUGGCCGUAACUCCUCUCCCUGUGUGUGUGGAAGGAAGCGAGAGAGAGUCAGAGAACGGCAGAGCGAGACAAGGAUCAUGUGGCUGGAGUGCGCCGCGUCCACUGUUCAACACUGAAAGGGAGCAGCACCCAAAACAGGGGGCGGAUACCGCAGCUUCCAAACCACUGGACUCACCAUCUGCCUGCUCUUAUUUUCCAAACCUACUGAAACUGACAAGUCCUGCGACGUCAGAGGAGCCCACUUGGGCCACGCUUUUGGAAAAUUCACUUCCAUCCAGGCGUCAAAAAGGGGGAUCUGGCGCGGCGAAUAUGGAAGUGGAUGAGGAUUGCUCGAUGUCGGAGUGGGAGGCCAUGCUGGAGCUGGAUGAGGCGUUGGCGGGGUGGCUGCUGCAGGGUCCAGCUAGAGGGGAGUGGGGAUGGGAGUGGGGCUGGGCUGCCUCGGACCUUCAGGACCCCGAGUGGGACACUGAGGAGAUUCCUGCUGUGCUGAGCCCGACAUACAAGCAGCGCAAUGAGGACUUUAGGAAACUCUUCAAGCAGCUCCCUGACACAGAGAGACUCAUUGUGGACUACUCCUGUGCUCUUCAGCGGGACAUCCUCCUGCAGGGACGACUCUACCUCUCUGAGAACUGGAUCUGUUUCUAUAGCAACAUCUUCCGCUGGGAAACACUGCUGACAGUGCGACUAAAAGACAUCUGCUCGAUGACGAAAGAGAAGACCGCUCGCCUCAUUCCCAAUGCUAUCCAGGUCUGCACAGACACUGAGAAGCACUUCUUCACCUCGUUCGGAGCACGGGACAGGACGUACAUGAUGAUGUUCAGACUGUGGCAGAAUGCGCUGCUUGACAAGCCCUUGUGCCCCAAAGAACUGUGGCACUUUGUUCAUCAGUGCUAUGGCAACGAGCUCGGCCUAACCAGUGACGAUGAGGACUAUGUUCCCCCUGAUGAUGACUUCAACACCAUGGGGUUCAGUGAAGAGAUUCCCAAUGAAGAGAAUGAGAUUAACAAUGACAACUUGUCGAAGAGCAGCGCAGAGGCCAAGCCUGAGGGGAGCCCUCCUCCGAUACAUAAGAAGGUCAUCCCAAACAGCACCAUCCCCAGCCCUGGCAACCAUGACACACCCAUCACAUUUGAGCUCCCAGCAGAGGAAUAUGCAGACUGCCUUCCAGACGGCGAGCUGCUGGCUGUACCUCUGUUGGUGGAGGACAAGAACGAGACCAGCGGGCCUGGUGGUCCUGUCCCCUCACCGUCACUGGACUUCAACGACAACGAAGACAUCCCCACCGAGCUCAGUGACUCCUCGGAAACACACGAUGAAGGUGAGGUACAGGCCUUCCAUGAGGAUCUGAAUGGCAGGCAGUACAUCAACGAGGUCUACAAGUUCAGCGUGGACAAGCUCUAUGACAUCCUCUUCACAGAGUCUCAGUUCAUGAGUGAUUUCAUGGAACACCGGCGAUUCUCAGAUGUGGUGUACCAUCCCUGGAAGAAAGAGGAGGCUGGGAAUCAGACCAGGGAGAUCCUGUACACCAUCUCACUAUCCAACCCCUUGGCCCCUAAAACAGCUACAGUCACUGAGACACAGACUCUGUACAAAGCCAGUCAGGAGAGCGAGUGCUACAUCAUCGAUGCUGAGGUCAUCACACAUGAUGUGCCCUACCACGAUUACUUCUACACUCUCAACCGCUACAUGCUCACAAGGGUCGCCAAGAACAAGUGUCGGUUAAGAGUAUCAACAGAGCUGCGUUACAGGAAGCAGCCAUGGGGGCUGGUGAAAGGUUUCAUAGAGAAGAAUUUCUGGAGUGGAAUAGAAGAGAAUUUCCGUCAUCUUGAGUUGGAGUUGUCCAAGCUGGAGGAGAUACUUACUGAGUCCCAUCAGCUGUCUCCAAAGGCGAAGGUGGUGAAGAACUCCUCAGUGAGGCGAAAGAAGAGGCCACUGCCCCACAUGCGCAGCCAGCAUCUGGACGAGGCCCUCAGCCCCGUUACCACGCCGACUGACGAGGAGGUGAUUCAGAGGAUCAAGCAGGUGGUGGGCUCCACACAGACCAGACACCAGAGUCCAGAACACCACCACCACCUACCCGGAGGCCUGGCCCUGUACAGCGUCUCUAAACUGCUGCUCAUCAUCAGCUUUGUUCUCAUCCUGCUGGUGUUCCUCAACAUGAUGCUUUUCUAUAAGCUGUGGAUGCUGGAGUACUCUGCACAGUCUUUAACAACCUGGCAAGGUCUGCGGCUUCAUGAAAGUAAACUGCCUCAGACGCAGAUGGAGUGGGCCCAGCUCCUGGAGGCGCAGCAGCGUUACCAUGACGCCGAGCUGCAGAAGUGGAGGGAGAUUAUCAAGUCGUCAGUAGUGCUGCUAGACCAGAUGAAAGACUCUUUAUUGAACCUCCAGCGAGGCAUUGGUUUAAGGGACUACAGCUCAGAGACUGAGGAGAAGAGAAGUCGCUAUCACUGACACACCACCAUAAGGCCAUGAGGGCAUGCUGUGCAAUAUAGGACCUGUUUUGUUUGUGAACCAGUUUGCAGGCAGCAGCAGGAAAGAGGGAGGACAGAGGGGGAGGUGGGACCAGCGGUGAGCGGGUCCAAAGACUACAAAGAGAGGAACAGUCGUCUCCAGCGCACAGAAGUUUUAAAAAACCCCGGAGGAGGAAAUCAUGGACAGAAAAGUGCCCCAAACGCACACAGGAACUGAGGUAUCCCCAACAUCACUGAGGCAUUGUGGGAAGGUGCGAGGCUUGCCCUUUCUUUUCACCUGUGGGAUAACUGUUUCCUUCUACUCUCUUUUUUUCCAAGUGCAUCCUACUGUAAGCCAUGUCAACCAGGAGAGUGGCAGAGAGAAAGAAGGAAAACUAAUGCAUGCAUUUAGACAACCUAGCUCCCCUCAGUCAGUGUUAAUGUGGUCCAGUUCCAGUCUAUGUGUGUCAAAAAAAAGAAGAACAGAAGAAGAGGAGAGAUUGAGUCUGACAAAGGGGGGUUCCUUUCGAGUCUUAAUGGCUUUUUACACUCUCUCGACUGUUCCAACCAAUCAUCCCCGAGAGGCCCUCGCUGCAGCGUCCCUUAUAAUGAACCUCCAGGUGAUCAGAGGACAGUUUGGUUCCACAGAAGAAACAUUGUAGCUGGGAGAUCAGCUUCUCUGAUCAGUCCCUCUUGCCUUGUUUCAGUCUGGCCUGCAUGGUUCCUGUCAGGGCUGGUUCCCUGUCGGACCGUCGUGUUGAAUUGUUUCAAAGUAGAAUCUAAAGAUUGAUAAAACCUAAGCCCCUCUUUUUAACAUUAGACACAGCUCCCAUGACCACAUGCUCCUGCUACAGUGUUCGCUACCUUACGUUGCAUUAUUUCUCAUCCUUCUGAUGAAGUCGAAUGUAUUAAUCGGGAAAAAAAGGCUGGACUUUGAUCACGACUUAUUAAUCUUCGAAGCGGGGACGCUGCAGCCAGACCCGUUGGGAGACCUGUAUUCUUACAUGUUUUAUUACUAAACUGUGAUUAUAUCUCUUUAAAGAUGUUUCAAAUUGGAAAGAAUUCUAUGAAUAUAUUUGAAAUAUAUAAGAAUAUUUCAUUAUUUAAUAUAUAUAUAUUUCAAAAUAUAUAAACAUUACCUAUAUUUAUUGUUAAUUUAUGUACAUACAGAAAUUAUCAGAGCUCUAGACCAGUUAAAGAAUUUCUAACAAAAAGUGUUUUCUUCUAAAAAUGCAUGCCAGAUAUGUCUGUGACAUGUCCAGUGUGCAAGUAUGAUUCUGCAUUUGCGCGAUUAUAUUCGCGCAUGUGUGUGUGUGUGUGUGUGUGUGUGUGUGUGUGUGUGUGUGUGUGUGUGUGUGUGUGUGUGUGUGUGUGUGUGUGUGUGUGUGUGUGUGUGAGAGAGAGAGAGUGUGUGCGUGUGAGCACAUGUGUGUGCUGGAAAGUGUGACAUUUUUACCAUUCCACACAUGUAUGUUUCAUAUGUUUUUCUUUCUUUUCUGGCUUCUGCAGCCAGACUGCCUUUUUUAAAAUGCUAAUGCGUUUGGAUGCCGCCUUGCAUUAGUCCCACCAGGGUACAGUUUACAGUCGAAGAGUUUUGUUCCAAAAUGAUGUAUCCAACAUUUGAAAACAAAGUUACAGCUUCUACUUUUUACGCAGUAAUCGAUUGCCUAAAUGAAUGUCACACACUUGACACAUCCUUAGUAGAUUAAAUCCACGGGAGGAAGAAGAGAGAUCAUCAGACUGAAUAAUGAACAGGAUGAUGUUUCUCUUGUAAAUGGAUAUAUAACAUUUUGGAGGUGAACCCUUCAUCUGCCCUCUAUGAGCAAAUCUUCUGUUCAUGUCACCAUAUUAGUGGCUUGACCAGUACUUGCUACUAAAGGAACAGAUUGACCUUUUGAGAAAUCCGCUUGUUUGCUUUCUUGGUGAAAGUUAGGUGAGAAGACCACUUCUAUGUUUUUACUAUAAAUGCGAAGCUGCAGCCAACAAGCUGUUCUAUGUGGUCUUUAUGUUGAGCUCACAUCUCCUGGCCAGCAGCCACUUAGCUUAUCUUAGCAUGAGGACUAGAAACUGAGGACAACCUUUUUUCCAUAUUUUUCUAAAUUUAGCUUUAGCUUCAUGAUUACCAUGCAGAUAUGAGAGCAAUGUUUUCAGCUAAAUCACGGCCAAAAAAAAAAAAAAAGCAAAUGAGCUCAUAUCUCAAAACAUCAAUCACUUCCUUUAAAAACAUCUACUUCAACCCAAAUUAUAAUUUCCUUUUCCCCAUUUCAAGUGUCUGUCUUGGAUGCAAUGAAAGCAUGAGAAUUAACUAAAUUGAACCAAAAGAAAGAAGUAGAAAUGUACCUUCACAAAUUAUCAUGUUGUUUUAAAUGAAGUAUUUAUCAUGUAUGUCAUGUAUUAUAUAUAUACUGGAUUAGGUGCAGUAAAGAGCAUCUCUUAGGAGUUUGUCAACUGAGAGCCCUUACAGCUGACAGACUUCAGUGAUGGAAGCACUUCCAAAACAAGAAAAAACUUCCUUGUGUAAUAAAAAAAAGAAGAAAGUGAAGCACUUUAAAGCCUUUUGAGGUAACGAAUGAAAGAAAGAAAGACAAGUGGCAGCGGUUUAGUUUGGAGGUGAAUGCAGGGCUGAGGACAUAGUUGUUUUCAUUAAUGGAUAUUUUAUAAUUUAACAGCCACAUUGUUGAUUUUUCUCAGUUGAAUCUGCUUACGUUUCAAAAAACUGUCACUUUUGCCCAAAUACAAUUGAGAUAAAUGUGAAUCUUCCAAAACACAUCCCAAACAAAGCAGCUCUGAACUAAGACUGACACACUCUCUUGUGUGUUUUGUGGGCGAGGCAGGAAUGAGUGAUUUUUAUGAGGGAAAAGGUAUCUUUACUGUGUGCCUGCAUGGCGUGUUACUGACUGACAUAUUGUAAACGGCAGGAAAGCUUCCUGACUGGAUCCCUGCUGUGUGUGUGCACAUAUACUACAUUUGAAGAAGGCACUGAGUAAUGAUAACACACGGAAACCUUAUGACCUGAAUGUGAGUGGUUAGCAAUGUUUUCUGAAGUUAGGCUUCAUGUAUACGACGAUGCAGGAAUGUCAUCUGUAUGAAAAUGUGACUGAAAUGCUUUAACGGUUUGUUUUAAGUGCGUUUUUUUCUUUCUUUUUCUCAAAAAUGGCAAACAUCCUCCAAGUGUUUUGAAGGAAAUGUGGUAAAUGCUUGAUUGAGGUGUUUUUUCUGGCACUGACUUUAUUCUUUUCACUGUCAAGACUAAGGGAGACCGUUUAUAAUGACCGGCUAAUCUUGAUCUUCUGUAUAAACACACUCCUUUGUCCAAAUUAGAUGCUCAUUCAGGCUUUAAAGGAACUCUUGCAGCACACCUGAUUUUAUUUUCACAAAACUCCACAAUUAUGCAAAUUAGGUUUAAGUUUUUAACCUUCAGUUCAUGUUUCUCAUUCUGGCCAACUCAUUUGACUCAAACUGAACUCCUGUUGUUUUUUUUGUUUUUUUUUGUUCCUUUUCAGUCUUUCUUUUCUAGCGUACACUCACACAGUUAAUCUGUGUCACAUGAAUGAUUGUAUGAUCGCUAUCGCUGCACAGCUGUGGAACCAAGGCCACCGGAGAGUUUAGGACGCCACCAUUCUUUGUCGCUGACAACUUAUGGAUUGCGUUGGCUGUAUCUAUCGGUGUCACAGAGCAGUGCCGCCCAUGCAGCACAGUACAGUACAGUACAGACCAGCAGCCUUGGUUAACGCACGAUAGGAAUCACACACAACCUCCUGAAAACAACCACUGAUCAAACUCAUAGCAAAUGCUCUUCUUCAAGUGUGUCUUGAUUAAAAAAAAAUACGUACUGCUGUAGUUCUGUUCAAAAACAAUUCUACUGUAUGUUUUUUUUUUGUUUUUUUUUUAGAAAAUGUUUUGAUCUCUAGACUUUUAGUGAAAUUUAUACAUGAGAUAAAUAUACUGUAAGUAUAUGUUGUGUAUAUCUGCAGUGUGCACACACACACACACACUGACAAAAGAACCCAGCCUGCGCUGCGCGUAGGUUUUGACUUGCCGAUGACUUUGCCUCAUAGAGACUGAAGAUAAAAGUGGCUUUCUGGUUCAUGUGAAGUAGAGAGUGGAAGUAUGAAUAAAACAAACAAAAAAAAUACUAAACAAAUGGC
Messenger RNA from Amphiprion ocellaris (clown anemonefish), 11497 nucleotides. RefSeq names its product GRAM domain containing 1Bb (gene gramd1bb). Gene Ontology annotation, cellular component: endoplasmic reticulum membrane; plasma membrane; endoplasmic reticulum-plasma membrane contact site. The record is from RefSeq and is a predicted model, not a curated record. The coding region runs from base 4900 to 7350 and encodes 816 amino acids. Gene Ontology annotation, molecular function: sterol transfer activity; sterol binding. NCBI's taxonomy places the organism in Eukaryota, Metazoa, Chordata, Actinopteri, Pomacentridae. Gene Ontology annotation, biological process: intracellular sterol transport. The transcript is spliced from 16 exons.